This is a messenger RNA of Thunnus maccoyii (southern bluefin tuna), 4595 nucleotides long. It is a transcript of the gene stat5a, whose product is annotated as signal transducer and activator of transcription 5a. The coding region runs from base 112 to 2520 and encodes 802 amino acids. Gene Ontology annotation, molecular function: DNA-binding transcription factor activity, RNA polymerase II-specific; RNA polymerase II cis-regulatory region sequence-specific DNA binding. The transcript has 19 exons. NCBI's taxonomy places the organism in Eukaryota, Metazoa, Chordata, Actinopteri, Scombriformes, Scombridae. The record is from RefSeq and is a predicted model, not a curated record. Gene Ontology annotation, biological process: regulation of cell population proliferation; cell surface receptor signaling pathway via JAK-STAT; cytokine-mediated signaling pathway.
AGAGAGCAGUGAAGUGUGAAGCGAACAGUUGGAAACUAGACGACUGACGGACUGACUGAGAGAUUCCUGCUGUGGGGUUGCUCACGUCGCUGCAGCCUCUCCCUGUAUUUUAUGAGAAAGGACAGCAGCGCCACAGUCGCUCCACAGAGGGUGUUGAAGAUGGCAGUGUGGAUCCAGGCCCAGCAGCUCCAGGGAGAUGCUUUGCACCAGAUGCAGUCUCUGUAUGGUCAGCACUUCCCCAUUGAGGUGCGACAUUAUCUGUCCCAGUGGAUAGAGGGCCAGCUCUGGGAUGCCAUAGACCUGGAGAACCCACAAGAGGAGUUCAAGGCCAAACGCCUGCUGGACAGUCUGAUACAGGAACUGCAGAACAAGGCUGAGCACCAGGUGGGAGAGGACGGCUUCCUACUCAAAAUCAAACUGGGACACUACGCCAGCCAGCUCAAGAGCACGUAUGACCGCUGUCCUCUGGAGUUGGUCCGAUGCAUCAAACACAUCCUCUACACAGAGCAGAGGCUCGUCAGAGAGGCCACCAAUUCAAGCUCUCCGGUGGGCGGGAUGAUGGACAGCAUGUCUCAGAAAUACCAACAGAUCAACCAAGCUUUUGAGGAACUUCGCCUGCUGACCCAGGACACCGAGAACGAUCUGCGCAAACUCCAGCACAACCAGGAGUACUUCAUCAUCCAGUACCAGGAGAGCCUCCGUAUCCAGGCUCAGCUGACCAGCCUGGCCACGCUGCCCCCUGCUGACCGACAGGUACGGGAGCCUACCCUUCUCAGCAAGAGAGCCACUGUGGAGGCAUGGCUGACCAGAGAGGCCAACACACUACAAAAAUACAGACUGGACUUGGCAGAGAAGCACCAGAAAACACUGCAGCUGUUAAGGAAGCAGCAGACCAUCAUUCUGGAUGACGAGCUGAUCCAGUGGAAGAGACGGCAACAGCUGGCAGGCAACGGGGGCCCGCCAGAGGGAGGCCUGGACAUCCUGCAGUCCUGGUGUGAGAAGCUGGCAGAAACUAUCUGGCAGAACAGGCAGCAGAUUCGGAGGGCAGAGCACCUCAGACAACAGCUGCCCAUCCCCGGCCCCAUUGAAGAGCUCCUCAAUGAACUCAACAGCACUAUCACAGAUAUCAUCUCAGCGUUGGUCACCAGCACCUUCAUAAUUGAGAAACAGCCUCCACAGGUGCUAAAAACCCAAACCAAGUUUGCUGCUACAGUGCGCCUCUUAGUCGGCGGGAAGUUGAACGUGCACAUGAACCCUCCACAGGUCAAGGCCACCAUCAUCAGUGAACAGCAAGCGAAGGCCCUGUUGAAGAACGAGAACACAAGAAAUGACAGCAGCGGGGAAAUUCUCAACAAUAACUGUGUGAUGGAGUACCACCAGACUACAGGCACCCUCAGCGCCCACUUCAGGAACAUGUCUUUGAAGAGGAUCAAGCGAUCGGACCGGCGAGGAGCAGAAUCUGUCACAGAGGAGAAGUUCACCAUUCUGUUCGAGUCCCAGUUUAGUGUUGGAGGCAAUGAGCUUGUCUUUCAAGUGAAGACAUUAUCACUUCCUGUAGUGGUGAUAGUCCAUGGUAGUCAAGACAAUAAUGCCACGGCAACUGUGUUGUGGGACAACGCUUUUGCGGAGCCGGGACGGGUGCCUUUCCUCGUGCCAGAUAAGGUGCUCUGGCCUCAGCUGUGUGAUGCCAUCAACAUGAAGUACAAGGCUGAGGUGCAGAGUAACCGAGGCCUGUCUGAGGAAAACCUGGUCUUCCUGGCUCAAAAGGCCUUCAGCAGCUCCAGCAACAACCCCGACGACUACCGCAACAUGACUAUGACCUGGUCACAGUUUAACAGGGAAAGCUUGCCAGGGAGGAACUUCACAUUUUGGCAGUGGUUUGAUGGUGUGAUGGAACUCACAAAAAAGCAUCUCAAACCACACUGGAAUGACGGUGCCAUAUUGGGCUUUGUGAAUAAACAGCAAGCUCAGGAUAUGCUGAUGUCCAAACCCAACGGCACCUUCCUUCUACGCUUUAGUGACUCUGAGAUUGGAGGGAUUACAAUCGCUUGGGUGGCAGAAAAUCCCAACAAAGCAGGGGAGAGAAUGGUUUGGAACCUCAUGCCCUAUACAACCAAAGACUUUUCCAUUCGCUCUCUGGCUGACCGCAUCAGCGAUCUCAAUCACCUCCUGUUCCUCUACCCUGACAGACCGAAAGAUGAGGUUUUCUCCAAAUAUUACACCCCACCACUCUCCAAAGCGGUGGAUGGCUACGUGAAACCACAGAUUAAACAAGUGGUGCCCGAUUUUGCUACAGCCAAUCCAGAUCCAGCAAGUGGAAACCAAACCUAUAUGGAUCAUGGCGCCUCUCCAGCACCUGUCAAUCACCCUCACACCUACGGCAUAUACCCACCUAUGAGUGACCCUAUGUUGGAUGCAGACGGAGACUUCGACCUGGAUGACACCAUGGAUGUUGCGAGGCAUGUAGAGGAGCUCCUCCGGCGGCCUGUAGAGAGCCAGUGGGGCGGCCAGCAGUCCUGACCCUUGACCUGUUAACUUGUGACAACACCAAAUGAACCCUGCCUCCCAACUUGCCCCACUCGCAUUGACAUUUCUCAUGGUUUAAUUCCAUUCAUUUGUCUCUUUUUCAGAUAGCUAUAAUGUGAAAUGUUAAUAAUGGUUGUGAUUUUUUUCUUUUCAGCAUGAGAGCAUGCAUGUCUGUGACUUCCCUUAGUUUUAUUUGUGUCCAUAAGUGUUUGUAAAACAGACUAGGUUUAAUGGAAAACCUACAAUGUUACAGUAUUGUGAAAAAGAGAAGAAAAAAUAAUAUUCAUUCACAUUGUGCAUGCAUUUCCAAUUGAUUUUGAACAGAUUUAAAAAAAAAAACAUAUGCUACUGUAUGAAGACAUUUUAACAGUUGAAUGUUUUUGUUUUAUGUUUUCUUCUUUGUAAAUGGGUUAUCAGUAUUUUCCGUGACAUUGAACUUGCCCUUUGCCACAUAAAAUGAAACUUUAAUGAAGAGUUUUGCUUUUGCUCUUAACAACAUAAUCCGAGUCAUUGCUCUGCAGAGUUUCAGUCAGUUUUUUUGUUUUCAAAUCCAUAUACACUAACCUAAAGGCAGAGUAACUCUUAGCGCUCUGCAACUGAGAGCACACACAUCAGCACACGGUACACAUGCGCAAGUAUAUGAUGGAUUUGUUCUGAUUUUUUCACCAGCUGUAACCCAGAAAGGGGGGUUAAUGCACCUCCCUCACUCUCACAGGGCUAUUUUUCUUCUGUUUGUACACAGAAAUGCAAAUCUAAGCAUUUACCCAACGCUGCCUGCUUGUCCUCUCAGGUCCCUCUGUUCCCCUCAUAAAUGCUACCUCGCAUUAUUCUAUUGUCAGUAGUUGUUGCUAUUGGUUCUGUUGUUGUUUCUGCACCACAUUCACACCAGUAGGUACGCUCAUUGGGUUUUGUUCUCGUAAUUUGUAUUAAUAUGUGUGAAAAAGAUCCCUUUCUGCCUGAGGGUUAACUGUCUUCUGUUGGCCGUUUUAUGCUUGAAACCACUCACCUGAGGAAGUCCAGAGGCAUGGAGUGUCAUAAAUCUGGUCGUAUGCCUGAAUAUUAUGAGCUGUGCUUAUUUUGCCUAUCCGUCCGCUUGUCCCUGUCGCUGUGUCAUGUCACUGUGGCAUAACCGACUUGUGCAUGUGUCUAUGUGACCACAUGACCUGCGCCAGCAGCUGAAGUUGCGAGGCAUAGAUAGAUAGGCGCAGGCUUUGAAUGCCUGCACAGACUCACCAUCCGCUGCAUGGGUCACAUAUAGAACUCAAGGAGAUGGUGUCAUUUGUUUUCAUUGUGUGUCGCCUUUUUGCUACUCACGUAAAAGAUAAACAAACAAAAAAUGAGUCUAAUAGAAAAUAUAAAAAAUAUUGAAACUAUUACCCUACUCCCUCCUCUGACACACACACACACACACACACACACACACAUACAACGCUGGAUUGAAAACAUGUUGAUACAGCCUUGCACCUCAGGAAUGAAUCGCUUUGCUUAGCUGAUGCACAAGCUAAAUAGAAAAUGAUCUAUGUAUACUGAAUAUAUGAAUUUAUUUUCUCUAUCAUAAUUCUAUUUUAUUAUUGUUUCUCUGGCACUCCCCUAUUGAAUGUAACCCCUUUGCAUGACCCUGUUGAGGAUUUACGUACAAAUACCUCCUCAGUCUGACCAGAAGUUUUAAGUCAUGUGUCACGAGAAGAACCAGUUGAAAAAGGACACAGAGCAACUGGAAAUCGGAAAAGAAUUAAUGAUGUAGUUUUUUUGUUUGUCUGACAGACAUUACAGUAUUUAAACUAUUCCCUCGUCUUUUCAUUUUCUUUCUUUUGUAUCUCUUCUAUCUCCUGUUUUUGAAAUCUCAAGCUACAUGAGCAGUCUUGUGAUAUAUCCUUUAUUUCCAUUAUCCUCAUCAUUUUGAGCUUUGUUCCACUGUAGACUGUGUAUUUUUCAAUGAUGUAGAUGACGCUGUGUGUUGUUCGAUGUAUGUACCAUGUUUGUGGUUUGGGUUUAUCACUUGGAGGUUUUCCAAGAGAAACAACUGUUGAGUUGAAAAGAGGAAAAUAAAGUUUUAUAAAUAAUUUGAA